AUGCCAGCAAUCCGCGAUACGUCCUCCACCCGAGCCGCUGGAAACGGUGCUACUCCCACCAACCGCAUCUAUGGCUCACGCCCCAAGCAAACGGCGCGCGGGUCGUCCAACAAUGGCCCGCCGGGGUGGUGGAAUACCGAGUCGCGGGACGUCGGCUCUGACGAGGAACUGUCUGGCGACGACGACGAUGACCAGGACAGCGUGGCCGUGGAGGCCUCCUACGUCGAAGAUAUUCUCCUUUUGAGCCACGACAAGGACGGUAUCCAUUCUGACGGCCAGCACGCCUUCUGCGUUCUACACGACACGUUUGUGGUGGAAACCGAUUCCACAAGACCGCCAUUCGUCUUCAAGAACCUCAACGACGACAGUCUUCUUGACGUCGAGGUCACUAUCAAUGAUGCCUGGGGAGGAAAGGACAAGGGAAUCAAAGUCAUGGUCCUCACUGGAGAGGAGCCGACUGCCAAGCCGGAGAUCAAGCUCGGCAACCACGGUCCCACACGCCUGUUUUGGAAUACCACUACCGGCGACAAUGUCACGUCAGCAACGGAUUUGGACGAGGACCUCGACACUGCCAUGCGCAAUGUGGCCAGGUUGUCUGGCUUGCAGCUUGCCGAGGGAAUGAACCCAUUCCGUUGCAAAAACUUCGAUGGGCUGCGGAUCAGUGUUUAUACCCCACUUGCCGAAACGAUGGGGUCCGCUGACGAUGGCUGGGUCAAGGUUGUGAUCAAAACUGUCUGA
Molecule: messenger RNA, 738 nt
Organism: Apiotrichum porosum
Lineage: Eukaryota; Fungi; Basidiomycota; Tremellomycetes; Trichosporonales; Trichosporonaceae
Exons: 5
Coding region: 1-738 (245 amino acids)
Source: RefSeq, a predicted model, not a curated record